Messenger RNA from [Torrubiella] hemipterigena, 2879 nucleotides. The record is from the annotation of a GenBank genome assembly. NCBI's taxonomy places the organism in Eukaryota, Fungi, Ascomycota, Sordariomycetes, Hypocreales, Clavicipitaceae.
AUGUCCCACGAACCAAAGGACAUUGAGCCGCAUGUCGCGGCUGUCACUCACCAUGAGGGCAGUGACAGCCGCGAGGAGAUCCAUGCCCAACGAACUGUCACCCAUGAUGCUGAGAAGGUCCAUGAUGCUGAGCAGAUUGAAAGCUAUGAUCCCGAACUGGAGCACAUUGCCACCAGGUUUGGCGGUGAUGGCCCCGACGGCCUAGCACCCAAGGAAGAUCUCCAGGAAAUCAUGGACAAGGUCGGCGAGCUUUCCGUAGAGGAGGCGCGCCAGAUCCUCGAAGAAAUGCUCGACUACCACCGCUACGACUACAACUUCCCCGCGCUGACCCGCGAAAAGAUGCAGUCGCUGAUCGAGGGCCCUGCACCUGGACAAAAGGAAAUCGACUGGCGUCUGGAGAUCAAGACGGAGGCCGCGCUCAACAAGUUCUACUCGCCAUACCCCGAGGUGCGCGCCGUCACUGAGCCCAAGGACGACGUCGACAUUCCCUGUGAGACGCUGCGAGCCCAUUUCCUCGGCUACGUCUGGGCCAUUAUUGCGCAGUUCACCAACGGCCUCUUCAUGUCCCGCUACCCCAACAUCACCAUCACCUCGCCUGUCAUCCAGCUGCUUCUGUACCCUUGCGGUCUCGCCCUGGCGCUUGUUCUGCCCGAUUGGGGCUUUACUGUGGGCGGCAAACGCGUGUCGCUGAACCCUGGUCCAUGGACCUACAAGGAACAGAUGCUUGCUACCGUCAUUGUCAACGUCAGUGUCACUACGGCCUACUGCUUCUACAAUAUCCAGACCCAGGAUGUUCUGUACAAGGACAAGUGGUUGACCCCUGGCUACGAGAUCCUCCUGCUCCUUUCCACACAGCUCAUGGGUCUGGGUUUCGCUGGCUUGAUGAGACGUUUUGCCGUGUACCCCAUUGAGGCUAUCUGGCCGUCUAUUCUCCCCACGGUUGCGCUCAACCGCGCUCUUCUCGUCCCCGAGACAAAAGCUCGCAUUCACGGCUGGAGCAUCAGCCGCUACCGCUGGUUCUUCAUCUGCUUUGUCGGCAUGUUCGUGUACUUCUGGAUUCCCGGCUACCUGUUUACCGCGCUGAGCACCUUUGCUUGGAUGUGCUGGAUUGCACCCAACAACUUCAACCUCAACGUCGUCACUGGCGGAGCCCAGGGCCUGGGCCUCAACCCUAUUCCUACCUUUGACUGGAACGUUGCGUCGCUGCUUGUCCAGCCUCUUCAGACACCCUUCUUCUCUACAAUGCAGCAGGCGUUUGGCUCGCUUCUCAGUGCCCUGAUCAUCCUGGCUCUCUACUACAACAACGUCAACUGGUCCGGCUACCUGCCCAUCAACAGCUCGCACAUCUUCAACAACACGGGUGGUCGCUACGAGAUCAGCAAGGUGUUGUACCCCGGCACUGCUAUUGUCAACCAGACAGCUUACGAAGAGUAUUCGCCUCCCUACUACGCUGCCUCCAAUCUGGCUGUCUACGGUGCCUUCUUUGCCUACUACCCCUUUACCAUGGCCUUCAUCUGCCUGGAUGCCUGGCGUCCUCUCCUCCGCGCUACCAAGGCUAUGAUGCGCGCCAUGGUCAACACGGUUAAGAGCACCCUGCGAACCACAUUCCUUGUCCUCAAGAACCUCGUGACGUUCCGAUUCAAGGAGGCCGGUCGUGCCAUCUACGACAUGACGUCGUUUGAUGAGUCUAUUUACGAUGAAUUUGACAACCCGUUCACGAACAUGAUGCGCAACUACGCAGAAGUUCCCGAUUGGUGGUUCCUGAUGAUUGCCUUUAUUGCCUUCAUCUUUUCCAUCAUCAUCCUCACCCACUGGACAGAGUUAGAUACCCCCGUCUGGACCAUCUUCUUCGUCAUUGCCCUCAACCUUGUCUUCAUGGUGCCAAUGACGUACCUCUAUGCCAUCUCAGGAACCACAGCCGGCUUGAACGUCUUGACUGAGCUUGUUGUUGGUUACGCCCUUCCUGGCCGCCCCGAGGCCCUCAUGUUUGUCAAGGCCUUCGGAUACAACAUUGCUGGACAGACAGAUACCUACGUCAGUGACCAAAAGAUGGGCUGCUAUGCAAAGAUUCCUCCCCGAUCCAUGUUCCGUGGUCAAGUCAUCAGCGCCGUUAUCACUGCCCUGAUCUGCUAUGCCACUGUUAACUUUGUCGACACGAGCAUUGAGGGAAUCUGCACCCCUGACCAAGCCCAAAAAUUCACUUGCAAUGCCAGUUCCAUCACCUUUUUCUCUGCCUCUGUUGUUUGGGGCGCCAUUGGUCCCCAGCGUGUCUUUAGCCAAAUCUACCCCGUUAUGCAGUACUGCUUCCUCUUUGGAUUCCUUCUUGCUCUUGUCUGGUGGACUGGAAAGCGCAUGGGCACACGCAUUCGUGAUGCUGCCAAGUCAGCCCUGCCCUCUGGCGUAUUCAACGUCGUCAACGCCGCUCUCUUCACUCCCUUGUCGUGGCUCAAGAAUGUCCACCCCUCUCUCAUCCUCAUCGGCUUCCUCAACUGGCCAUACAACUUCAACUACUACCUCACACCGGCCUACUUUGGCUUCGUCUUCAUGUGGUACCUCAAGAGAUACAAGACGGCCUGGUGGGAGAAGUACACCUUUGUUACCUCUGCUGGCUUCACCGGCGGUCUGGCCUUUUCUGCCAUCAUCAUCUUCUUUGCCGUGCAGUGGAAGGAAGUCGAUGUCAACUGGUGGGGUAAUACUGUCAACUCUGGCACGUUGGAUGGCGGCGGUGGCGACAUUCCUUUUGUCUUGCUUCCCGACUUGCCUGCCAAGGGAUACUUUGGUCUUGACAAGUGGUAUUGAUUUGUUUCCUAGCCCAUUGAGGGUUUAACGGAUCUGUUGUAGUUUUUGAUAUCCCAAGAAUGAAGUAAUACCAAUUUUUG